CUCUUCGUGUAUUAAGUAAAAAGUUAAACUUCCAUCUGAUGUCGGUGAAUUAUCCGACUUUGGAGGAAAACGUGACCUUUAAUGUUCAGAAAGAAAUCGCCGGGAUGUUGAGAUUCCAAAAAAACGUUAUUUAUUCCCGACAUCUUCGAUUCUUUGAUAUAGAAACCUUCGGGUUUGGGACCCCAAUUUACAUCAAUAUUAUACGGGACCCAAUUGAUCGGUUCGUCUCGCAUUAUUAUUACAGCAGGCAUGGAUUUGUGAAGAAUAAUGGGACAGUAAAAGUAGAAUGGAGGCGGAGUGUUAAUGAUUUGACUUUGGACGAAUGUAUGAAACAAGACGUUGACAAAUGCAUCCAAGAAAAUAACAAUGGAUCAGCACUGCGUUAUUUCUGUGGCAACCACCCUGUAUGUAGAAACUACAACAAUAUAAGUUUACACAUAGCAAUGUACAAUGCAGCGAAAUAUUAUACGACCGUCGGUUUGUUGGAGGAAAUGGAAAACUCACUAAAGGUUUUGGAAGCUUUGCUACCGAGGUAUUUUAAAGGAAUUGCAGCAACCUUGCACGCUUCUAAAGAAAUCGAAGGCACCAAGACUUUGUAUAAGAAGAAACCGUCCAAAGAAACGGAAACAAAACUGCGAAGGAUUUUCGCAUUUGAGAUCGAGUUUUAUCAGUUUGUGAGAGAAAGAUUCCAUCAACAAUUAUUUAAGUUAAGAAAGAUGGGGAGACUGUAACUAGAAGCUGCCUGCUAUAACUCGACAGUGAGCAUGAGGGGCAUGGAUGUAUCAUGUGUGGUAGAUAUAGCGAUCUAUAUUGUUACUCGACAGCGGGCAUGAUGUCCCGCUUAUCUGAGUAAAACUCGUCAAAAACCAAACAAAUUAAAAUGAAUCUGUAAAUAAUGUUAAAUUUUACUUUAUACAAUACAGGGUACCUUAAAAUACAAUAUAGGUUACAUGGGUACACAAUAUAUCAGCAACCUAACCUGGGUUGAUAAUAAAAUUCAAUUUGUCCUUGAAAAAGAUAUAGGGUUCAAAUCUAAGGCAAGGGUGAC
Molecule: messenger RNA, 1048 nt
Organism: Ciona intestinalis (vase tunicate)
Lineage: Eukaryota; Metazoa; Chordata; Ascidiacea; Phlebobranchia; Cionidae
Source: RefSeq, a predicted model, not a curated record